Messenger RNA from Struthio camelus australis, 3989 nucleotides. The record is from RefSeq and is a predicted model, not a curated record. Lineage: Eukaryota; Metazoa; Chordata; Aves; Struthioniformes; Struthionidae.
AUCUGAAGAGGCCUCACUACGGGCUUUGGAGAGUCUAAUGACAGAGUUUUUCCACAAUUGCACAACAAAUGAACGGAAACGUGAAAUAGAGGAGCUUUUGAAUAACUUUGCCCAGCAGAUAGGAGCCUGGAGAUUCUGCCUCUAUUUCCUGUCAAGUACAAGGAACGACUACGUAAUGAUGUACAGUUUGACUGUGUUUGAGAACCUAAUCAAUAAGAUGUGGCUUGGGGUGCCAUCUCAAGACAAAAUGGAGAUCCGCAGCUGCCUGCCCAAGCUUCUUCUAGCUCACCACAAAACUCUGCCUUACUUCAUCAGGAACAAACUCUGCAAAGUGAUUGUGGAUAUUGGCCGACAAGACUGGCCAAUGUUCUACCAUGACUUCUUCACUAACAUUCUGCAGUUAAUUCAGUCUCCUGUGACCACUCCUCUGGGACUGAUCAUGCUGAAAACUACUUCAGAAGAACUGGCGUGUCCGCGCGAGGACCUUAGCGUAGCCCGGAAGGAAGAGUUAAGGAAGCUGCUCCUGGACCAGGUGCAAACAGUACUUGGGCUCCUCACAGGUAUUUUGGAGAGCAUCUGGGACAAACACAGUGUUACUGCUGCCACUCCGCCACCAUCCCCAACUUCAGGAGAAAGUGGUGACCUGUUAAGUAGCCUGUUGCAGAGUCCCAGUGCAGCCAAAUUAUUGAACCAGCCAAUCCCUAUCCUUGAUACAGAGAGUGAAUAUAUAUGUUCCCUGGCACUGGAGUGCCUGGCACACCUCUUCAGCUGGAUCCCUUUGUCCACUAGCAUCACCCCUUCGCUCCUCACCACCAUUUUCCACUUUGCUCGCUUUGGCUGUGACACUCGGGUUAGGAAGAUGUCUUCUGUCAAUGGCAGCAGCCAGAACUCAGUACUGGGACAGGAGCGUGGCCGACUUGGCGUCUUGGCUAUGUCUUGCAUCAAUGAACUGAUGUCUAAGAACUGCGUGCCUAUGGAGUUUGAGGAGUAUUUGCUACGGAUGUUCCAACAGACCUUCUACCUCCUCCAGAAGAUAACCAAGGAGAAUAAUGCCCAUACAGUGAAGAGCCGGCUAGAGGAACUGGAUGAAAGCUACAUUGAGAAGUUUACAGACUUUCUCCGUCUCUUUGUGAGCGUCCACCUACGAAGAAUUGAAUCCUACUCCCAGUUCCCUGUGGUUGAAUUUCUGGCGCUGCUGUUCAAAUACACUUUUCAUCAGCCUACCCAUGAAGGUUACUUUUCUUGCUUAGACAUCUGGACGCUCUUCUUGGACUAUCUGACUAGCAAAAUUAAAAGUCGUCUGGCAGACAAAGAAGCAGUACUCAACAGGUACGAAGACGCCUUGGUUCUGUUGCUGACAGAGGUGUUGAAUCGAAUCCAGUUCAGGUAUAACCAGGCACAGUUGGAGGAGCUGGAUGACGAGACGCUGGAUGAUGAUCAGCAGACUGAGUGGCAGCGGUACUUGCGCCAGAGCUUGGAGGUGGUUGCAAAAGUCAUGGAGCUCUUGCCAACUCAUGCCUUCUCUACACUAUUUCCAGUUCUGCAGGAUAACUUGGAAGUGUACCUGGGACUCCAGCAGUUUGUGGUCACUUCAGGGACAGGUCAUAGGCUAAAUAUCACUGCAGAGAAUGAUUGUCGGCGUUUGCACUGCUCCUUAAGAGACCUGAGCUCCUUGCUGCAGGCUGUUGGGCGUUUAGCAGAAUACUUCAUUGGAGAUGUGUUUGCUGCCAGGUUCAAUGAUGCUCUUACAGUGGUGGAGAGGUUGGUAAAAGUAACGCUAUAUGGGUCCCAGAUUAAACUGUACAACAUCGAAACUGCAGUACCAUCUGUAUUGAAACCUGACCUUAUUGAUGUCCACGCUCAGUCCCUGGCAGCGUUGCAGGCCUACUCGCACUGGCUAGCGCAGUUCUACAGUGAAGUUCACCGGCAGAACCCGGAGCAGUUCAUCUCUCUCGUCUCCACUGCCCUGGAGGCAAUUACACCCCUCAUCAGCUCUAAGGUGCAAGAGAAGUUGCUGUUAUCUGCGUGCCACUUGCUAGUCUCUUUAGCCACCACAGUACGACCAGUGUUCUUGAUCAGCAUCCCAGCAGUGCAGAAGGUGUUCAACAGGAUCACAGACACUUCUGCUCAGCGGCUUCCUGAUAAGGCCCAGGUGUUGGUGUGCAGAGCACUGUCAAACGUAUUGUUGCUGCCCUGGCCAAAUCUUCCAGAGAGCGAACAGCAAUGGGCAGUUCGCUCCACCAACCAUGCCAGUCUAAUCUCUGCCCUCACAAGAGAAUAUCGCCAAUUAAAAUCCAAUGCCAUCUUGCCACAGAGGAAAGUGCAACUGGAAGACACCAAAGUGAUCAUCCACCAGACGCUCAGCGUUUUAGAAGAUAUUGUAGAGAGUAUCUCUGGAGAAUCCACCAAGUCCCGACAGAUCUGUUAUCAGUCGCUGCAAGAAUCCGUGCAGGUCUCACUAGCCCUCUUCCCAGCUUUCAUUCAUCAGUCAGAUGUGACAGAUGAGAUGCUGAGCUUCUUCCUCACUCUGUUUCAAGGACUGAGGGUGCAGAUGGGAGUGCCUUUCACUGAGCAGAUCAUACAGACCUUUCUAAACAUGUUCACCAGGGAGCAGUUGGCAGAGAGCAUCCUCCAUGAGGGCAGCACUGGCUGUCGGGUGGUGGAGAAGUUUCUCAAAAUACUGCAAGUUGUGGUACAAGAGCCAGGCCAAGUAUUCAAGCCUUUUCUACCCAGCGUCAUCUCACUGUGCAUGGAGCAGGUCUACCCCAUCAUUGCAGAGCGCUCAUCUCCUGAUGUGAAAGCAGAGUUGUUUGAGCUGCUUUUCCGGAUUCUCCAUCAUAACUGGCGGUACUUUUUCAAAUCUAGUGUUUUGGCCAGUGUCCAAAGAGGAAUAGCAGAAGAGCAGAUGGAGAAUGAAGCACAGUUCAGUGCCAUCAUGCAGGCGUUCGGCCAGUCCUUCCUGCAGCCUGACAUUCACCUAUUCAAGCAAAAUCUCUUCUACCUGGAGACGCUGAACACCAAGCAGAAGCUGUACCACAAGAAGAUCUUCCGGACGACCAUGCUGUUCCAGUUUGUGAAUGUGCUACUUCAGGUGCUUGUCCACAAGUCACAUGACCUGUUGCAGGAGGAGAUUGGCAUUGCCACCUACAAUAUGGCAUCAGUGGACUUUGAUGGCUUCUACUCAGCCUUUCUCCCCGAGUUCCUGGCCAGUUGUGACGGUGUGGACUCUAACCAGAAAAACGUGCUGGGAAGGAAUUUCAAAAUGGACAGGGAUCUGCCGUCAUUUACCCAGAACGUGCACAGGCUGGUGAAUGACCUGCGUUACUACAGACUCUGCAAUGACAGUUUGCCCCCUGGAACUGUGAAACUAUAGUUACUGCACUGGACUCGUGUUUUGAUCACUGUAAGGAAUGGAUCCAUAUUUCUUUUGCCACCACAUUCUCUCCUCCCUGAUUUUGUCAGUACUGCAGGACGCAGCGUCUUGCACAUGGGCACAUGUUAUUGGAUUCACGCACCACGCUUCCUUUUUCUUCUCUCCCAACCCAAAGGCCCCCAGUUGGAGUCAGCACUGUCUGCAGGAUGUGUCUUAAUGCCCAACCACAGGGCAAUUCAACUGUAUGGAAAGUCCUCUCACUGGGGUUUUGUUUUACUAACGUAGCACUUUGUUGCCUCCAGAGAUUACUGUGGAGUUGUCUCGAGAGAUCUUGUGCGUAUCAAUCAUGAGGCAGAAGCGCCAAAGACUACUUCAGACAUUCGUACCUUCGUGUCAUUCCACCCUUCUGCCCCUGCCCUGCUCUCAGAGGAGGAGACUCAUGAUGUUGGGACUGUUUUGGCACUUCUGUCACUCCCUUUGUUUUUAAAUUGCCUUGAAAACCUCCCUGCUGUUUGUGGGGAUUAGAGACUUUUUUUUUUAAAACGUUUUCUCAUCAUUCCAUUGUGAUACUAAAACAACAUGCUUAAUGGAAAUAAAGUGCUUACUUUGUUGUUUU